GACAGAGCCGGUGGUGCGAAGGGAUGGAUUUAAGCAGAUGAUAGCUGACUGCGUGAGAGAUGCUGCAGGAGAAGGCUUCAGCUGUGACGGAUGAAUGUAUGAGCCGGGUCCAGACCGGCGUGGAGACAGAUCUGCUUCCAGACCAGUCACGACUGGGCCUAUCUGCAGCUUCCGCCAUUCCCAGCUCCAGUGAGCCUGACCAGAACAUUGAGAACAUUAAGGUUGUCCUUCAUGAGAGGGAACUGUGGAAGAAGUUCCAUGAGGCCGGCACCGAGAUGAUCAUUACUAAAGCUGGCAGGAGGAUGUUUCCCAGCUACAAGGUCAAAGUGACUGGGAUGAACCCCAAAACCAAGUACAUCCUACUAAUUGACAUUGUCCCAGCUGAUGACCACCGCUACAAGUUCUGUGAUAACAAGUGGAUGGUGGCUGGAAAGGCAGAACCAGCAAUGCCAGGGAGACUCUACGUGCACCCGGAUUCCCCUGCCACAGGAGCUCACUGGAUGAGGCAACUGGUGUCGUUUCAGAAACUCAAGCUGACAAACAAUCACCUGGACCCUUUUGGGCAUAUCAUCCUGAACUCUAUGCACAAGUACCAGCCCAGGCUACACAUAGUCAAAGCCGAUGAGAACAAUGCCUUUGGAUCCAAGAACACUGCCUACUGUACUCAUGUCUUUCAUGAGACAGCCUUCAUCUCUGUAACCUCUUAUCAAAACCACAAGAUCACUCAGCUGAAAAUAGAAAACAAUCCAUUUGCCAAGGGAUUCCGAGGGAGCGAGGAAGGAGAUCUGCGUGUUUCAAGACUACAAGGGAAAGAAUAUCCAGUGAUUUCAAAGAACAUGGUUCGCCAGAGGCUCAUCUCCUCGCAUAGUCACCUCGCAGGGAAGCUUGGAGCAGGAGUUCUAACGGGGCACCCUCAAGUCCUGUCCUCUUAUCAGUAUGAGACUGGGGUUCCGUUGUCUAACUCAGACCACCAGGAUCCCAUCUCAAACCACUUCCCUCAGAACAGAGAUCCCAGCCUUCUGUACCACUGCUUCAAACACAGAGAUAAUGCCCGACACCUGGAGCUUGGCUGUAAGCGACCAUAUCUAGAGGCAUCAUCUGCAGGCUCAGAGGAGCAUUACUUCCGCUCAGCUCCCGCCUAUGAAUCGUCCCUCUUGUCUCAUCCGUACUGUGCUGAGGCGAUCACCUCUAGAGAAGCUUGUAUGUAUGGCAGUAUGGAAACAGAGUCAGGAUCUGGGGCGGGGGACACAGAUGACCUGACCAACUCACCCUCAAUAAAUUGCAAUGUGUGGGCUACGAUGCAGCCCUACCCUCGCUAUAGCAUGGAAGGGGUCCCGUAUCAGCCCUUCACUUCUCACUUCACCAACGCUGCCGCAGUCACACCCGUGGUACCACACCCAACAUCAUCCAUGGUGUCAAGAUCACAGGCUGACUUGGGUGUCUACAACUCUGCUUCAGUCCAGCGUGGUGGUCUGCCUGUCAUGCCUCCGUCCUCCUCCUCUUCAUCAUCAUGUUCUCCAGCUGUUCCAGGAUCCAGAGAUAGAUCAGUCCAUCCAUCUCUGUACCACAAGAAGCCAGGGUCACCACUCCGUCCUCACAGAGAUUUCUCAGCCUAUCCAACACAAGGCACUAUAUCCAUCCGGGAUCCAUCCUAUCAGUACCAAGUGGGGCUAAGCAGUGCAGGGACUCACUGGACUGAUAGCUAAUGUGGACCUCUGGAAAAACCACUUUUGUCCAAUGUACAAGUCUGAAAUUAAUCAAGGUUUCCACUCCACUGUGGGCUGCUGAUGCCAAGCAAUGGUAAUGAUCAUAAUCAUUGCCGAAUUGCACUCCAAAGCCAUUUACUUCCAUGAAUUCUCACUGAAGUAACUAUGACACACAACACUGUAUUUUGUGAACAGUGGCUGGUCUCCUGUAGAUGUAUGAGUCUUCUGUGAUCAAAUACAGUAAGGUGGUUUUCUCACAUUCAAGUGAUCAACGCUUGAAGUAUGUCGGGGGAGCAUUAAGCUUGUUUGCCAGGUAAUUGUAACAACAACUAUCCCAGUAGUCUUAGCUAGGUUAACUGAAGCAACAACGAGGAUGACUAUUUUGACAAAAGAAAUAGAUAAGAGAAAAUUAGUAGAUGCUGUUAUUUCUCUCA
Messenger RNA from Toxotes jaculatrix (banded archerfish), 2140 nucleotides. It is a transcript of the gene tbx4, whose product is annotated as T-box transcription factor 4. Bases 60 to 1706 code for a protein of 548 amino acids. The transcript is spliced from 9 exons. Gene Ontology annotation, biological process: positive regulation of DNA-templated transcription; cell fate specification; regulation of transcription by RNA polymerase II. Gene Ontology annotation, cellular component: nucleus. Gene Ontology annotation, molecular function: DNA-binding transcription factor activity, RNA polymerase II-specific; RNA polymerase II cis-regulatory region sequence-specific DNA binding. NCBI's taxonomy places the organism in Eukaryota, Metazoa, Chordata, Actinopteri, Toxotidae. The record is from RefSeq and is a predicted model, not a curated record.